Sphenostylis stenocarpa is the source of this 231-nucleotide messenger RNA. Lineage: Eukaryota; Viridiplantae; Streptophyta; Magnoliopsida; Fabales; Fabaceae. The record is from the annotation of a GenBank genome assembly.
AUGUCCCUAGAAGCAUACAAUGAAACCCGUCACUUUCUGCAUUCCAAACUCAACGCUCACUUCUUACAUCAUCAUUGUCGAACAAAGAAAGGCAAAAAAAACCUCACAGAUCGAUUCGACAAGCUGCGGAAAUGGAAGGAUCGGGGAGCGAUGCACGUAGGGACGAAAAGCGAGGGCGAUCGAAGUGAAGAUCGUGAAGGGAAGAGUGAGGAAAGGACGGAAAAUGCGUAA